UAAAAUAAAUAUCAAAAUAGAUUGUUCGUUGUUAUUGGAAAAAGCAAAGUACACAGAGGGGUAGGGUUUUUCUUGUCGUUAUUCAGAGCCAUCUUGUCACUACUAUUGACACUAGUACCAUCUAGGCAAGUUUAUUUCCGUGGAACUAACUGAAUGGCUUCAAAAAACAGGAGGAGUUUCCAGCCCCUGGUGAGAAACAAGGAAGGAGUUUUGUGUUACGCUACUAAGAUGGAUUGGGAUGCGAUAACGAUGGCGAACCUUCAUCUGACAGCUACCGAACAUCGCUAUUACGGCGAUAUUUUUAUAUAUUGCUGCGAAAACGCUGACAGUGACAGCGUAUCGGUUGUUAAAGUAGCCGAACUUUUACGCUCUGCAAAUUUGCCGCGAGACGUCACGAUGAAGAUACUAGACAUCUGCAUUGGAAUCAAAGGUACAACUCAUAUAGGUAAAAAACAAUUCUACGCAGUCCUUAAACUGGUAGCAGCUCAUCAAGCCGGGUUGGAUGUUUGUAGAGAUAUGGUAACGGCUGCUUUAGAUAUUAUAUCUCUGCCAAGAUUUACAUGGCCAACUUCUGGAGACGAGGAGGGCAGAAGGAGUACGGAUUCGACUAGAGGUAUUAAAAGUAGAUGUCAUGUACCUGAAAGCACGACAGAAAGUGAGAGCGAGGCAGAAUCUCCAAGAGAAACCGGUGGUAGCACGGAUUCUCCAACGCCAACCAAUAGUGUAACUCAAGAAAGAAAUGAUGGAAUGUUGGGAGGAGAUACAAUAUUGGAUACUGUUUCCGGAGGGUGGGAGGGUCUUCUUAUGUCCGAAGAGCAGAGACAAUUGUUAGGUACGGAAGAGGAAAGUUCUGAACGUCACAGCAGCGACGAAGGCGAAGGGGAAGGAGAUUGUUCUGGUUUUCCUCCGGAAGAGGUUUGGAUUAUUAGCGACGAGCAACGUGAUUAUUAUGCUGCUCAAUUUGCCCAAUUGCAGCCUGAUCCUGAAGGUCUUCUGGCUGGGCCAGUAGCUCGAACAUUCUUUGAGAAAUCUAGACUUCCUGUAGCUGAAUUAAGACGUAUUUGGCAGUUAGCGGAUGUAACCAGAGAUGGGGCGCUAAGUUUGCAAGAAUUUUACGUAGCUAUGCAUUUGGUAGUCCUCAGAAGAAAUCAUGUACCUCUUCCCGAUGUUUUACCUCCGUCCUUGUCCAUACCAUUAGUAAUGCAAACUACAAACGCCCCACCAGCAGUUUCAUCGACGACCAAGUGCCAAAGCAGUCCACCUAAUUCAGUAAAUAUGAGAGACAAGAGUAAGGAAUGGACCAAGUUUGUAGAUUCGCCGACUGGUACAACUACCUCUCUCACGAGUCCUGGAUUACAAUUGGUUAAUUUUGAUUUUCAAAAAUCUGCCGUCGAACGAGAUCCUAAAAUUUUACAUCCAGUAGCUCUUCGUUUAACACCCGAAGCAGCUAUUCUGGCAUCUGGGGCCAAUGGUAGCAAUAGCAGUUGUACCACAUUAGGUGAAGACGAUUUGCAACAUUCUUCCGUAUCUUUGGUACAGCGACCGCUUGUUAAAAAACCACCACAAUCUGCCGAAGAUGCCGUUAUAGUAACUCCAAAGAAGGAACCACCACCGCCACCACCUCCUAGGCCUUAUAGAACACACGCACGAAGUUCUAGUCUUGAUCUUAACAAACUAGGGAAAAAUGGUCAAAGUUUCCUCGGAGCACCUCCGCUCGUACCGCCAAGAAUUUCACCGGGAAUCACUUCACCUCGAAAAUUGGUUGGGCAAAAAAGCGAAGGAGAGGCACAGAGGACUCUCAGCGAAAGUCAAGGUUUUGUUGCUGAUUUUUCUCAUUUUUCUCCAAAGAAUGAAUUACCUGAAAAUCCUACCAUGGAGAACAGUAUUCCGCAAUCUCAACAAUUUACAGGAGUUUGUGGUGCAUUUCAAAUUUAUAGGAAACCCAGUCCUAAACGAGAGCUCGAGGAAGAAGAUUCGUCGAAAGAUGAUCCAGAAGAUGGUAAGAAAUUAACUUUGCAAGAAUUGCGAGAGAAGAAUGCAGAACUUCGACUAGUCUGUGAAGAAUUGACACGUGAAUUAGCCAGCGCUCUACAAGAACGUAUAAAUCUUCGUGCAAAACUUAUGCUUUUGGUCUGAUCCUUCCAUCAAUAUUUUCUCGUACAUACAUUCGAAGUAACGUUUUCCAUUCUUCAAUGUAAACUCAUGUAUUUAAUAUGUCGUACCUAGUCUAGAAUUGAUCUUCUUUCGACGGUAUAGUUUAUAUAUGUAUAUCUGCUGUCAAAGUCAAUUGUGCGAAUGAAAGAUAAAAAAAAAAAAAAAGGCUCGAACAAAAAAAAAUCAUGUUGCGGUAGUUCCGCUUUUUCUACAAUAAUCGGAGUUACUAUUUCCUGUCAUUACAGGAUCCUACAGUGCAAAAAUAUAUAUACUUUUAUAAUGCUGACGCAUCGAGAUAAUUAAGGACGCUUAAGUUUUUCAUUAUAUUUUAGGUACGCGUCUUUUUCUUCUAUUUUUUUUUUUUUUUUUUUUUUUUUUUUUUGACAAAAUCCUGUAAAAAUUAUUAUACAUUAGUUAUUUCUAUAUCGUGGGUAGAAAGAAAAAGCUAUUUUAGUUAGCUUGCAAAUGAUCUAUCCCCACCUCUCAUGAAAAAAAUUGUAGCAUUGAAAAAAAUGUGAAUUCCAAAACGUUUGUGGUGUAUUAUGGGACGAAUAUCCUUCAAGUAAGAAAUUAUUUAUUUAAAAGACGAAAUAAUAAUCUAAGCUUUACAUUUAUUAUUAAUGUACACUGCAAAAUUAGAUUAUUCAUUAAAAAAAAAAAAAGACGUAUGAUAAAUUCGUACAAACGUAGUCAUUGUCGUCUUCGCGUAGAAACUUUUCUUCUCUGUACUACGUGAUGUUCAUUUAUUAUUAUAUGUAUUUUAAUUAUGACUAAAAAAAAAAAAAAAAA
Messenger RNA from Polistes dominula (European paper wasp), 2943 nucleotides. RefSeq names its product RALBP1 associated Eps domain containing (gene Reps). Gene Ontology annotation, cellular component: plasma membrane; cytoplasm. The record is from RefSeq and is a predicted model, not a curated record. Gene Ontology annotation, biological process: endocytosis; endosomal transport. NCBI's taxonomy places the organism in Eukaryota, Metazoa, Arthropoda, Insecta, Hymenoptera, Vespidae. Gene Ontology annotation, molecular function: calcium ion binding; protein binding.